Molecule: messenger RNA, 2400 nt
Organism: Blumeria graminis f. sp. triticale
Lineage: Eukaryota; Fungi; Ascomycota; Leotiomycetes; Helotiales; Erysiphaceae
Source: the annotation of a GenBank genome assembly
AUGGUUACGAUGAAGAGCAUCGAGGAGGGUAAACAAGAACUACAAAGGUCAGUCAGUCAGCUUUUUGCUCUAUUGGACCAGAAAAUAAAGUCGGAACCCAACUCUAAAUCAGUUACUGUUAUUGAAAAGGAGAAGCUACGAAUUCUUCAAGAGGACUCGGCACGCGUUAAAGAUCUUAUUGAUGACAACGAACGACUCGCCAACGAGCUCGAAAGACUCAGGACAGUCACUGCACUAGAUGAAUCCAUUAAAUAUGAUAACAUUAGUUCAUCAAGGAAAUCUGGAUUCAAGCUGACGAGGCCAAAAUCUUUAGACUCAGAUAUCCUUAGAGCUAACGGCAUCACUGGCUCUAAACAACUUCCCGACUUUCAAACUUCAAAUUCUAGUGUCCAGAAGACUGAUUAUCAACGCCUAGUUCAGAAGUAUCACAUACUUUCAGAAAAUUGCAACCAGCUACGAGAAGCUUGGAAACGAAUAGAGUUUAAAUUGAGAGAACAAAAACAAAAAUGUCAAGAGUGGGCUUCUCUAUUGGACCGGAAGAAUGCUUACAUCCAAGAAAAAAACCGGACGAUUAAGGACCUUGAGCUAGAAAUUAGAGAACUAAAACAUGCACUGGCAGAAAACAACACGGCUUUGAUAGUGCCUACAAAGGAGCUUACCUACUUCACCCAAUCAUCAGACUCAGUCAAUGAAAGAAACUUAUCUUUAGCGCUUCCUGAUCAGAAUAAUAGUAGAGACCCUGAUGCAACUAAAACCCCAGAAUUAAUGAAUUCAGAUAUCUUGGAUAAUAAAUCUCCAUCAGGCAUGGGGGCUUGUCAGCCAUUACUUCCAGCUCUGCCUAUUCUACCUGAUAAUAAUGAUUGUCAGAGCUCAGAAAUGAAAUCUUCUGAAAAAUGUUACGUUAGCUCAACAGCUAGUUCUUCAAUGUCAUCGCCUCUUCAGAAUCUUGGGAGUAAUCGCGAGAUGUUGCCAAAGCUAAAAAAACUACCAGAAAAAAAAUUAUUAAGUUCUACGCAGAGAAUACCAAAGCGGAAAUCCCGUGAGAGGGAAGAUAAUAGUGCGCACACAAAAACUAAAGAUACCUCAAGUAGUCCUGCAAAUAUCCUUAAAACCAAUUGUCUCCAUGAGAGCAUCGAAGUCAACGAUCUAGAUGAAGAGCGUCCCGACUCAAGAAAAAAGAAAUUCUUAGGAUCGUCAGGAGAGCCAAAACGCAUCUUCAGAACUUCAAACAAGCGAUUAUGGCCUAAAAAUGGUUCAUCAGGCUACAUAGAUAGAAUUAUAAUCGAUAGGUCUCAACAUUUAAAUGCGCUCAAAUUGCCAAGGGAAAUAGAUACUAAGCUAAGUAUAAUUCCGCAAAAUAAUUUUGAAAAUAUUUCAGUUCAUAGUUCUGCCAGUAAAUCUUCAGCUAAGAAGUCUCAGUUAACGAGCAAUCAAGAAUCUGAGAAUGCUUCCAUAAAAAAUACAGCUGUUGAGAACGAUUUCGUUAUGACUGUACCUGAAAACGAAAAUAUUCUUAGCCAAUUCAUUGAUUCAUCCCAAAUUCUAGCUGUAAAUUCCCCAGUCGUUCCAACAAGGCCCAAAAAAAAUACCAAGGAUUCCGAUAUAAGAUUAGAGAUUCCUUGUGUUUCGGAAACCAAGGAAGAAACUCCACCAUCUUCUCCACCUACUAUUGAGACCAUUCAUGAACCUGUGGAAAUGAAGAGUCAACUCUUCAGCAAGGAUUCUCCCCAGGAAAUGUCUACAGCUUCCCGCAACUCCUACACAUUCAAAAUCGACGGUUACGAGGGACAUAAAAACAAAUCCCCUUUUUCUAGAAGAUGUGCAAAACUGAAAUCAGAAAAUACUAGGAAAAAGAAAUAUCUAUAUAAAACUCCGCUUAGGAAUCGACCAGUUGAAGAUCUUAAUAGUCGGGACUUUAAAAUUAACCCGGCCUAUAACCAGGGCUUUAAGUAUGCAUUUUCAGAAGUUGUUCGUGGACAUUUACGUGAUAAUCUACAAGGCUGUUUAAAACCAUGCUGCGCGCCACAGUAUCGAGCUUUGGCUGAAAUGUCUUGUAACCAAAAUAAAUCACCUACGAGCUCACAAGAAGAAAAGAAUCGGACUAUAAUGAAGGAAUUUCUGGGUGACAAUGCCUACAAACUAAAGAAUAUGGGUAUCGAGGAGAGAAGAGAACUUCUUAUCCAAGCGAGAACAAGAAGUCUUGCGAACAAGCACGGUAGACAUCGACAUGCAUAUGAGGCUCCUGAGUCCCCAGUUGGUAUUUGGAGAGCUGAUUUUCCAAGUACACAAGAAGCUAUAGAGGAUUCGAGGAGGAUCAGGGAAAAAGAAAGGGAAAUAGUCGAAAAGAGAUAUGCUGAAGCUAUGAGACCUGGUGGCGCCUUUAAAUUUCGUGACGAGUAA